This is a messenger RNA of Nyctereutes procyonoides (raccoon dog), 4441 nucleotides long. It is a transcript of the gene ECD, whose product is annotated as ecdysoneless cell cycle regulator. NCBI's taxonomy places the organism in Eukaryota, Metazoa, Chordata, Mammalia, Carnivora, Canidae. Gene Ontology annotation, cellular component: nucleus. The record is from RefSeq and is a predicted model, not a curated record. The transcript is spliced from 15 exons. The coding region runs from base 179 to 2152 and encodes 657 amino acids.
CGGGUCUUUGCGAGCUUCCGCUGGCCUCAGGUGCCCGGGAGACGUCGGGACUGACCUUGGGCCGGGUUUUGGCUGCCACUGGCCGCUCCGGACCCGCUCCCGCGGUGGGAGGGGCGGCGGAGGAGAGGUGCCGCGGCGGAGACGCGUGGGGGAGGCCCGGGAAUCUUUUCAAAGAAGAAUGGAGGAAAAUACGAAGCUGGCCACAGUGGAAGACACUGUGGAGUAUCACCUGUUCCUGAUACCAGAUGAACCAAGGGACCCAGAAAAGCACAAAGAGAUUCUUCAAAAGUAUAUUGAGAGGAUAAUGACUCAGUUUGCACCUAUGCUGGCCCCCUAUAUCUGGCAAAAUCAGCCUUUCAAUCUCAGAUAUAAACCAGGGAAAGGAAAUGUUCCUGCUCAUAUGUUUGGCGUGACAAAGUUUGGGGAUAACAUUGAGGAUGAAUGGUUUAUUGUUUAUAUAGUAAAGCAAAUUACAAAGGAAUUUCCAGAGUUAGUAGCAAGGAUUGAAGACAAUGAUGGUGAAUUCUUGUUAAUAGAAGCUGCUGACUUUCUCCCUAAAUGGUUGGAUCCUGAUAAUAGUGCCAAUAGGGUGUUUUUCCAGCGUGGAGAAUUGUGCCUUAUUCCUGCACCAAGGAAACCUGGCACAAUGUCCUGGCUACCCACCACACCCCCAACGGUCCCACAAGCAUUGAAUAUAAUCUCAACACACCCAGAAGAAAUUUUGGCUUCAGAAUCUAUACGAGCUGCAGUGAAUAGACGCAUCAGAGGAUACCCAGAAAAAAUUCAAGCCUCCCUCCAUCGUGCACACUGCUUCCUUCCAGCCAGCAUUGUAGCGUUGUUAAAGCAGCACCCCCGAUUGGUGGCUGCGGGAGUCCAGGCGUUUUACCUGCGGGACCCCAUUGACCUGCGAGCCUGCCGUGUUUUCAAGACUUUCUUGCCUGAAACACGAAUAAUGACAUCGGUCACUUUCACUAAAUGUCUGUAUGCACAGUUGGUACAACAAAGGUUUGUGCCAGACCGGCGGAGUGGAUACAAGAUGCCUCCUCCAUCUCAUCCUCAAUAUCGAGCCCAUGAAUUGGGCAUGAAGUUGGCUCACGGAUUUGAGAUCUUAUGCUCCAAAUGUAGCCCACAUUUUUCUGAAUCCAAGAAAUCCUUCAUGACUACCUCGCCACUCUGGGCUGGCUUCCUUGAAAGUCUGAAAAAGAACAAUUACUUUAAGGGACUGAUAGAAGGUUCUGCUCAGUACCAGGCAAGGCUAGAAAUGGCAAAGAACUACUUCCAACUCUCAGUAAAUCGGCCAGAAAGCUCUCUUGCUAUGAGCCCAGGUGAAGAAAUCUUAACCUUAUUACAGACCAUGCCAUUUGAUAUAGAAGAGCUUAAGAAGGAAGAAGCUAAUCUUCCCCCAGAAGAUGAUGACCAGUGGUUAGAUCUCUCACCAGAUCAACUGGACCAACUACUGCAGGAAGUUGCUGGCAAAAAAGAAGCAGAGCCCAUUUCCAAGAAGGAAGAACAGAACUAUGACUUAAAUCAAGUCUCAGAAAGUAUGAAAGCUUUCAUAUCCAAAGUCUCAACUCACAAAGGAGCAGAGCUGCCUCGAGAACCUUCUGAGGCUCCAAUCACUUUUGAUGCAGAUUCUUUUCUUAAUUAUUUUGACAAAAUUUUAGGGCCAAGUCCUCAUGAAUCAGACUCCGAUGAUCUGGAUGAGGAAGACUUUGAAUGUUUAGAUAGUGAUGAUGACUUGGAUCUUAAAACAGAGGAGGCUGGGGAAGAAGCAUCUGUAAAAGGUACUCUUAGUAAUCUCAAGUCAUACAUGGCCCAGAUGGACAGGGAAUUGGCAUAUACCAACAUUGGCAAAAGUUUCACCACCCAGAAGCAAAUGGAAUCUCUAUCCCAGACUACCAAUAAUAAUUCGGAUGAGGAAGAUUCUGGUGCAGGAGGAUCUGUUAUGACACCAGUGGAUGUAGACCUGAACCUGGUUUCAAAUAUGCUGGAAUCCUAUAGUUCCCAAGCUGGACUGGCAGGACCUGCGUCCAACCUUUUACAAAGCAUGGGAGUACAGCUGCCUGAUAACAGUGAUCACAGACCCACAAGUACAUACGAGGUUUUGAAGUCAGCAGAAGAAAGAAGAAUCAAGCCCCUAGACAGCCCCUGAGAGGAGAUACUCUGUGUUUAGAACUUUUUUUUUGUUUUUAAGAUUGAUUGAUUGAUUGAUUGAUUGAUUGAUUCAUGAGAGACACAGAGAGUGAGAGGCAGAGACACAGGCAGAGGAAGAAGCAGGCUCCACACAGGGAGCCUGAUGUGGGACUUGAUCCCGGGACUCCAGGGCUAUGCCCUGAGCCAAAGACAGGCACUCAACUGCUGAGCCACCCAGGCGUCCCAUGUGCUUAGAACUUUAAGUUUAUCUUUAUUGAGGAUUAAAGGAAGAGAAAGGAGAGUGAUAGGCAAAAGUGAGAAAUGAAUGAGUUGCUUUUUUAUUCGUUACCAGAAAUGACCUUGAGCCAGACUCACUAGUGACAAAUACAUUUAAUAUUUUACCUGUUUUUGCUCUUCUGCUUCUUGAACUGGGUGCGCUCUUUUUAUUCUUAGCACUUGACACUCAUUGCCACAUAAAUGUUGUCCAGCCAGGCAGGCCCUGUACCAAAGUUCCUUUUAUUUAUCUGCCAUUUUCAUUACCCAAGUCCUGUCCUCUUUUGCCACAGCUUUCAGAUAUCCUUGGAGUUCUUCUUAGAAGCCCUCUUCCACUCACUGCCAGGAAACAAAGUUCAAUGUCGCAGCUCUUCUAUUAGCCUCUCUCAUCUUUUCUUUUCCAAAACAACACAUUAAUCCAAAAGCAAACAGUUACUCCAUGUUAAGUUUGAGAAACUCACAACCAGGAAUCCUGCACACUCCCCUUUCUAUCAGUAUUUUCAGACUGGGGAUGUGUACACAUGUGCUCACAAACACACCCACAGAGAGACAGAAAAGAUUGGGAGAUGGUAAUACACAUGGACCCUGAACUGUUUUCUUCUAACUGCAAGAUAUGAAGAAAUCUCAGGACCUCUCUUUCGAGAGUGCUUUUCCCUUCUACAUGCUGGGUUCAGUUCAGGUCAGGGCAAGCUGCCAACCUAACAGGACAAUCAAGUCCCAUCACAUACUAUCCCUCAACAUUUCCUGAUGAAGGCACUUUGAUUUCCCCAAAGCACUGAUGAUUUGCUAGCAAUGGCAAAAACAACGAUCUUUUGGGAUCAAAGGGAAAUUCAGUGCUUCAUCUUGUCUAGUUCUAGAAUAACUUUUGCUUAGUCCUGUACACUUUGAUGUGUCUACACAUCCAAAUAAUCUUAGGAUCACUGGCACUUGUGUCUUUGCCUAAAAUCAUCCGAAGACACAACUCUUUCCCAGCCAUUCCUUUUCAAACAGACCUCUAACAAUAUUUCUUCUGCACGUUGCUUCAGUUGUUCCACACUUGAAACCUGGACUUAAAUGUUUAUCACACUAAUAGAGUCCUUUUCUCUCCACCUACCCCUUGCCCCAGAUUCUCACUUUCUACAAUUUCCUCACUUCAUAAGACAGAAAAAUACAUCUCAGCAAAGGUGUAGAAAUUUAUUUUAUUUCCUCCAGAUAAAUUCUCCCCUAUGACAAGGUAUAGAAUAACAUAUAUGAAUGAUGAGUAAUCCUAAAUUUAGUUUAUCCCGUAAAACAAGAAAAUGGUUCAUCUUCACUUAGCUGAAGUUACAACACAUAACUGGAUAUGCAAAUGGCAGUGACCAUUUUAUAUCUAGGAAAUCAGAAAAAGUGAUUAUCUUUUCCAUGGGUCACAUGCUGAGCAAGUAACAGCAAAAGACUUAGCUAUCUUAAGCCCCGCCGGGAUGCAGUUAUCUCAGCAGAAUAUCACUGCAUCUGAUUUAUUACAGAGUACUCUGAGGAAGACAUUGGCUCCCACUUCCCACUUUCUUCAUCCCUUCAGAUUACUUAAAGAAAUAUAACUUUUAUUUAAAUACCAUGUACAAAAUAAUUACCUGUACACAAGUUGUAUAAUGUUAUAUUGUGCUAUUUUUCUUAAUUCUGUGAGGAUGAAAAGUAACUCAGUAGUGGGCUGAGAUUUGCUAUGUAUCUUCAAUACUAAGAUAAAAUUAAAAUUAUACCGGGCACAUUUUGGCAGUUAGUAUAAACCCAGCAUUAACAAGAUACAUGCUGAAAGAUGUUUGCUUCCGAGGCCUCAGUAAAAAUGAGUGAACGGGGGCCUACAUCCAAACUAAUGCUUCAAUCUUCCCUCUGAUUUUGAAAAUCGUCAUCAUCAGUUUGCAUUCUGAUUGCCUAUUAAUAGGAACUUCCCUAACACUGCUAUUAGAGACAUCCCAUUGUAGGGUCACCUUUCACUCUGCCUUAGUAUGAAGUUGGCUUGGAGAUGGCCUUUGGUCACCUCCUCUUUAUCAACUGAUCUCUCUUUUGCCACUCCAGGAUA